This is a messenger RNA of Erigeron canadensis, 3291 nucleotides long. RefSeq names its product AP-4 complex subunit epsilon. NCBI's taxonomy places the organism in Eukaryota, Viridiplantae, Streptophyta, Magnoliopsida, Asterales, Asteraceae. Gene Ontology annotation, molecular function: cargo adaptor activity. Bases 134 to 3007 code for a protein of 957 amino acids. Gene Ontology annotation, biological process: receptor-mediated endocytosis; intracellular protein transport. The transcript has 11 exons. Gene Ontology annotation, cellular component: AP-4 adaptor complex; membrane coat. The record is from RefSeq and is a predicted model, not a curated record.
AUCAUCAUCCCAAAUCACAAUCCACCAAAAAUCUCACCCAAUUUUCACUCUUUAUCUUUGAUCCAAAAAUCAUCAAAACCCUAAUCCCCUAAAACAUUUCAAAUCCAUCAAAAUAUCAAAAAAAAAAUAAAAAAUGGAGCAAUUAAAAACAAUCGGGCGGGAGCUAGCAAUGAGUUCGCAAGGCGGAUUCCAUCAAUCCAAAGAAUUUCUCGACCUUAUCAAAUCAAUCGGCGAAGCCCGAUCCAAAUCCGAAGAAGACCGGAUCAUAACCCACGAAAUCCAAACCUUAAAAAAAAACAUCAACCAACCCGACAUCCCAAAACGCAAACUCAAAGAAUACAUCAUUCGUUUAGUCUACAUCGAAAUGUUGGGCCACGACUCGUCUUUCGGGUACAUUCAUGCUGUUAAAAUGACCCAUGAUGAUUCUUUGCUCCUUAAACGAACUGGGUAUUUGGCUGUUACUCUUUUCUUGAAUGAAGAUCAUGACUUGAUUAUCUUGAUUGUUAAUACCAUUCAAAAAGAUUUGAAAUCGGAUAAUUAUUUAGUGGUUUGUGCCGCUUUGAAUGCGUGUUGUAAGUUGAUUAAUGAAGAGACUAUUCCUGCUGUUAUUAAUCAAGUUGUUGACUUGUUGGGUCAUCCUAAAGAGGGUGUUAGGAAAAAGGCUGUUAUGGUUUUGCAUAGCUUUUAUCACAAGUCUCCGUCGUCCGUUAAUCAUCUUUUGUCGCAUUUUCGCAAGAAACUCUCUGAUAAUGACCCUGGUGUGAUGGGUGCUACACUUUGCCCUCUACAUGACCUCAUAACGAUAGAUGUAAAUCCAUACAAGGAUUUAGUUGCAAGCUUUGUGAACAUUCUCAAACAAGUUGCAGAGCGCAGAUUGCCAAAAAGUUAUGACUAUCAUCAGACACCUGCUCCUUUCAUACAGAUUAAGUUGCUAAAAAUCCUGGCAUUACUCGGUAGUGGUGACAAAAAGUCCAGUGAGCAGAUGUAUACUGUCAUCGGGGACAUCAUGAGGAAGAGUGACACAUCCAGUAACAUAGGAAAUGCCAUUCUUUAUGAAUGCAUUUGUUGUAUCUCUUCCAUACAGUCGAGCCCUAAGUUAUUGGAAACAGCUGCUGAUGCAAUCUCUAAAUUUUUGAAGAGUGAUAGUCACAAUUUGAAGUAUAUGGGGAUAGAUGCUCUUGGUCGAUUGAUAAGAAUAAGCCCAGAUAUUGCUGAGCAACACCAACUCGCUGUAAUUGACUGCUUAGAGGACCCUGAUGACACAUUAAAGAGGAAAACAUUUGAGCUGCUAUAUAAAAUGACAAAAUCCUCAAAUGUGGAAGUGAUAGUAGACCGCAUGAUUGAUUACAUGAUUAAUAUCAAUGAUAGUCAUUACAAAACUGAGACAGCAUCUAGAUGUGUGGAGCUUGCUGAGCAAUUUGCUCCCAGUAACCAUUGGUUCAUCCAGACCAUGAACAAAGUCUUUCAGCAUGCUGGGGAUCUAGUGAAUCCUAAAGUGGCACAUAACUUGAUGCGAUUGAUUGCAGAGGGAUUUGGGGAGGAUGAUGAUACAGCAGAUAGUCAGUUGAGAUCAUCCGCUGUGGAAUCAUACCUAAAAUUAGUUGAUGAGCCAAAACUUCCAUCUGCAUUUGUGCAGGUGAUAUGUUGGGUGUUGGGUGAAUAUGGAACUGCAGAUGGCAAGUAUUCUGCUUCUUACAUCAGUGGCAAGUUAUGUGAUGUCGCAGAGGCACAUUCGAGUGAUGACAUAGUUAAGGCAUAUGCAGUGACAGCACUUAUGAAAGUAUAUUCUUUUGAAAAAGCAGCUAGAAGAAAAUUCAGUUUGUUACCAGAGUGCCAAUCGUUGCUUGAAGAAUUGUCUGCCUCUCAUUCAUCUGAUCUCCAGCAACGUGCAUAUGAAUUCCAAGCAAUUCUUAAUCUUGAUGCUAAUGCCAUAGAGAAUAUACUGCCAUUAGAUGCAAGCUGUGAAGACAUUGAGAUUGAUAAGAGUCUUUCAUUUCUCAAUAGCUAUGUCCAAAAGUCAUUAGAGGAGGGGGCUGAACCUUAUAUCCCUGAGAGUCAACGGUCCGGAACUCUAAAUAUCAGCAACAUUGGGAAUCAUAACCCGUACGAAUCACCUGCUCAUUCUCUUAGGUUUGAGGCCUACGAGGUUCCAAAACCUGUUGUACCUGCAAAGAUACCAUCAGCAGUUACUUAUCCAACUGAACUUGUACCUGUACAUGCACAUAUACCCGAGCCUUCUUAUCAACCAUCGGUUCAGCCCACCUUGUCAUCGGUUUCUGAUUCUAGCUCAACUGGACUAAAGUUACGGCUUGAUGGGGUUCAAAAGAAGUGGGGCAAGCCUGCAUACUCAUCUGGUGCAUCCUCAUCUUCCUCAAACUUUGAGUCCCAUAGGACCUCGGUUAAUGGUGCAACACAAACUGAUACUGUUAUAUCUAAAUCACGUGAACCGAGGCAGCCACAAGUUGAGGUCUCUGAAGAAAAGCAAAAACUUGCUGCUUCACUUUUCGGAGGUACAACUUCAAGAUCCGAAAGGAAGCAUUCUGGUAGUGCUGCUGCUCACAGCAAGGGUUCACGAUCGACUAAUAAUGUUGAAGAUAAAGUGAGACCCACAACCACAACCACCACCACAGUGGUUCAGCCACCUCCGCCUGACUUGCUUGAUUUGGGUGAUGAACCAACUGGUGCAUCCAGUAGCUAUCCAUCUGUCGUGGAUCCAUUCCAACAACUGGAAGGUCUUCUUGAUGUGAGCCAAGAUGGUAAUGUUGCUACUACUUCUAAUGGAGCUGAUCUUAUGUCACUUUAUUCAGAUGCACCUACAAAUGGUCAAAACCAGAACCAAAACCAGAAUGAGAAUCUGAACGGUUCAGUGAACCCAAGCAACAGAACAGCAUCCUUGACCAAGGGUCCGAGCUUGAAAGAUGCUUUGGACAAGGAUGCACUUGUGAGACAGAUGGGUGUAAACCCGACAAGCCAGAAUCCUAAUUUAUUUAGUGAUUUGUUCUCAUAAGACAAACUCUAUAUAUCACAAGCUUAGUUUUCAUGCUCCAAGAAGCUCUUUUCGAGAAGAUAAAUACAGAUUCAAAUGAAGCAUGUGUUGGCUGUUUGUUUUGAGGGGGUUCCGUGCUGGCUUCACGUUAUGUUGCAAUGUGGCAUAGCUGACCCUCCCAAGUAAAGAUUUGCAUUUUAUUGUUCUAGCGUUUGUGUAUUAUUAAAUUGAUCUGUUUGUUUUUACAUCUAAUUACUGGGAGAGGAGUUUCUGUAUUUUUAAGGAAAAGAUUGUUUUUUGCCUCA